AUGGCUAACCCUGGAGGUGGUGCUGUUGGCAAUGGUACCCUGCACAACUGCAAGAGCCCGGGCCACGGCGUGCUGGACGGGCACUGCCCCAAGAAUGGAAUAGUGAGAACAGCCCAGCAAAAUGGGAAGCCACAUAUGCAUGCAGACAUGGAGGACUUCUUUGAAGAAGCACCUCUUCAUGUUAUGGUGUUCACGUACAUGGGCUAUGGAAUUGGAACCCUGUUUGGUUAUCUUAGAGACUUUUUGAGAAAUUGGGGAAUAGAAAAAUGCAAUGCAGCCGUGGAGCGGGAAGAACAAAAGGAUUUUGUGCCCCUGUAUCAAGACUUUGAGAAUUUUUAUACUCGCAAUCUCUAUAUGAGGAUCCGAGACAACUGGAACCGGCCAGUGUGCAGUGCCCCAGGACCUCAUUUUGACAUGAUGGAGAGGGUGUCUGAUGACUAUAACUGGACGUUCAGAUUUACGGGAAGGGUCAUCAAAGACGUCAUCAACAUGGGAUCCUAUAACUUCCUCGGGCUCGUAUCCAAGUACAACGACUCUAUGAGGACAGUCAAGGAGGUUUUAGAAAGAUACGGCACAGGUGUGGCCAGCACCAGACAUGAGAUGGGUACCCUGGAUAAGCAUAAAGAAUUGGAGGACCUUGUGGCUAAAUUUCUGAAUGUCGAAGCAGCUAUGGUCUUUGGAAUGGGAUUUGCAACUAAUUCAAUGAAUAUCCCCAUACUAGUUGGGAAGGGAUGCCUCAUUUUAAGUGAUGAAUUAAACCACACGUCUGUGGUGCUUGGGGCCCGACUCUCCGGUGCUACCAUAAGGCCCUUCAAACACAACAACAUGCAAAACCUGGAGAAGCUGCUGAGAGAAGCUAUCAUCCAGGGGCAGCCUCGAACCCACAGAGCUUGGAAGAAGAUUCUCAUUCUGGUGGAAGGCAUCUACAGCAUGGAAGGUUCCAUCGUGAAACUGCCCCAGAUCGUGGCCCUGAAGAAGAAAUACAAGGCUUAUCUCUACGUAGAUGAAGCACACAGUAUCGGGUCAGUGGGCGCAACCGGCCGGGGAGUUUCAGAAUUCUAUGGAGUAGACCCUGGAGAUAUUGAUGUGCUCAUGGGCACAUUCACCAAAAGCUUUGGCGCUGCAGGUGGUUACAUAGCCGGAAAGAAGGAUCUUGUGGAUUAUAUUCGGGUUCACUCACACAGUGCUGCAUAUGCAACGUCCAUGAGCCCUACAGUGGCAGAGCAAAUCAUCAGGGCAAUAAAGUUCAUCAUGGGACUGGACGGCACCACGCAAGGGGUGCAGCGAGUACAGCAACUUACAAAAAACACGAUAUACUUCCGACAGAGACUGCGGGAAAUGGGUUUCAUUAUCUAUGGCAAUGACUACUCCCCUGUUGUUCCUGUGCUGCUUUAUAUGCCUGGUAAAGUCGCGGCUUUUGCGAGGCAUAUGUUAGAGAAAAAAAUUGCGGUGGUGGUCGUUGGAUUUCCAGCCACUCCUCUGGCGGAAGCGAGGGCUCGGUUUUGCAUUUCAGCAUCACAUACCCGGGAGAUGUUAGAUACGGUUUUGGAAGCCACUGAUGAAAUAGGUGACCUCCUGCAAGUGAAAUAUUCCCGGCACAGGACAUCACCACGCCCUGAACUCUACGAAGAACCGAGCUUUGAACUCAACGAUUAAGUUGCCUGGGCCUGAAUGGCAGGACAGUAAAGAAUGCCAGAAAGAUCUCCUUAUUCAGGGGCAAAACAAACAGUCCUUAAUUCCAGACUGA
This is a messenger RNA of Ochotona curzoniae (black-lipped pika), 1747 nucleotides long. It is a transcript of the gene SPTLC3, whose product is annotated as serine palmitoyltransferase long chain base subunit 3. Gene Ontology annotation, cellular component: serine palmitoyltransferase complex. Gene Ontology annotation, molecular function: serine C-palmitoyltransferase activity; pyridoxal phosphate binding. NCBI's taxonomy places the organism in Eukaryota, Metazoa, Chordata, Mammalia, Lagomorpha, Ochotonidae. Bases 1 to 1656 code for a protein of 551 amino acids. Gene Ontology annotation, biological process: sphingosine biosynthetic process; ceramide biosynthetic process. The transcript is spliced from 12 exons. The record is from RefSeq and is a predicted model, not a curated record.